AUGAAUGAGCUGAAUGUAGUCUUUACAGAGAAGAAAAUGUCCCACCCAACUCAGAAGCAGAAGAGGGGACAUAAGUAUAUGACGAGAGAAGGUUCCUUGUCUGCUCCCUGGAAGCUCCUGGCUGGGAUUCUGGGGGUACUGAGUCUGGUGCUCAUGGCAAUCAUGUUAGCACUGGGGAUCCUCGUGGUAAAACGCGAUAUCUCAGAAUCUUCAUUCCAACUACCCGAGAACUCUUCUUCGCUUCUCAACACCACAUCCCAGAGUGAAUGUUACUUUGGCUCUUGCCCAGAGAAGUGGAUCUGGAGUAGAGGAAACUGUUAUUACAUUUCUAAUCAUAGUAUGAACUGGCAAGGCAGUAGAGCUGACUGCAUGAAAAGGAAUUCCAGUCUCCUGAAGAUAGAAAGCAGGGAAGAGUUGAAUGAUUUUCUGAAACUUCUGAGAGGCUCCUAUUGGACUGGACUUUCUUAUAAUGUAACAGAGAACUCUUGGAUGUGGGAUGAUGGCGUCACUCUCUCCCAGGAACUGUUACCGGUGGUAAAAAAUUUCCCUAGUGGAAUGUGCGUCUAUUAUGGAUUGGAGGAUUCAUUUGUUCACGAUGACUGUAAUUAUUCAACAUUUUAUAUUUGUAAACAAACAGCUAUGUAGUCUUUUUUUCAAUGCAAGUGCUCAACUUCUAAAAAUUAUGUUCUUAUACAUCCUCACUUAAUAGCUAACUUAUAAUGUUAAGAUUUUUCAAGUGUCUGGUGCAAUAGACCUUAUUCUACAGAAUUACAGUGUGAUGCAGAUCAGUGGACUAUUGUGGUAUUUGGAUAGGGGAAUAUCAGAUUUCCCCCAAUUUUGAAGAUAUACAUCAGCCAAUGAAACUUUCCUG
This is a messenger RNA of Tachyglossus aculeatus (Australian echidna), 871 nucleotides long. Its product is annotated as natural killer cells antigen CD94-like. Bases 1 to 645 code for a protein of 214 amino acids. Lineage: Eukaryota; Metazoa; Chordata; Mammalia; Monotremata; Tachyglossidae. The record is from RefSeq and is a predicted model, not a curated record. The transcript has 6 exons.